AUGCCUCAAGUUCACCCUGUCGGUCCAAGGGCCCCCAAGGACGACUUCAUGAGGGCAUUGGGCUUAAGCACUUCCGAUCCAAAGCACGAGGGCCACUAUCGAGCCAUGCGCGUACGAAAGCACGGGCAGGACGAAGCAAUUGCUGUGUACAACAGACUGAACUCAGAUCGCACCAGCCUGAUAGACGAAAAGCGCACCGACGCCAGCAUCUCCCCGCCUUUUUUCUGGCAUCACAUCCGUCAAGAACGUCGUCGACAGGCAGUCAUCGAAACAUGGCAACAAGCUAAGCCAGGCACUAUGCAACGAACCCUUUUCGAUAUGGGUGCAACCAACGGCGAACAUGCUCCGAACUGGGUGACUUUGUGGUUGCUCUACAGCGUCUUUCGGUCACGCGACAUCCGCAAUAAUCGUAAUCGUCGAGCAGGAGAUGGCAGUGGAGGUGCGAUUCUUUCCUAUCCUCUUCUUAGCCUCUCCUCCUCCAUUGCUUCUCACUCUGGAUGCUAA
Exophiala aquamarina CBS 119918 is the source of this 504-nucleotide messenger RNA. RefSeq lists its product as uncharacterized. Bases 1 to 504 code for a protein of 167 amino acids. The record is from RefSeq and is a predicted model, not a curated record. The transcript is spliced from 2 exons. Lineage: Eukaryota; Fungi; Ascomycota; Eurotiomycetes; Chaetothyriales; Herpotrichiellaceae.